Molecule: messenger RNA, 1255 nt
Organism: Syngnathus typhle (broad-nosed pipefish)
Lineage: Eukaryota; Metazoa; Chordata; Actinopteri; Syngnathiformes; Syngnathidae
Gene: fbp1a
Product: fructose-1,6-bisphosphatase 1a
Exons: 7
Coding region: 60-1085 (341 amino acids)
Biological process (GO): fructose metabolic process; fructose 1,6-bisphosphate metabolic process; fructose 6-phosphate metabolic process
Cellular component (GO): cytosol; cytoplasm
Molecular function (GO): fructose 1,6-bisphosphate 1-phosphatase activity
Source: RefSeq, a predicted model, not a curated record
GACCCGCGGCACUUCCUCCUGUGGACUGGACUGAGAAAACUUUUUUGAGUGUGGCAAUCAUGUCCGACAGAGGAACCUUCGACACCAACGUGGUGACCGUGACCCGCUUCGUCAUGGAGGAGGGCCGGCGGGCCAAGGGUACCGGGGAGCUCACCCGGCUGCUCAACUCGCUGUGCACGGCCGUCAAAGCCAUCUCCAGCGCCGUGCGCAAAGCCGGCAUCGCUCACCUGUACGGCAUCGCGGGCAGCACCAACGUGACAGGUGAUCAGGUGAAGAAGCUGGACAUCCUUUCCAACGACCUGGUCAUCAACCUGAUCAAGUCAUCCUUCACCUCCUGCGUGUUGGUGUCAGAGGAGAACGAGAAAGCCAUCAUCGUGGAUCCCGACACCAGGGGCAAGUACAUAGUGUGUUUCGACCCGCUGGAUGGCUCCUCCAACAUCGACUGCCUGGUCUCCAUUGGAACCAUUUUUGCCAUCUACAAGAAGGCGUCGGAAGAUAGCGAGCCUUGCGAGAAGGAUGCCCUGCAGCCCGGCAGGAACCUGGUGGCGGCAGGAUACGCCCUCUAUGGCAGCGCCACCAUGAUGGUGCUCUCCACUGGACACGGCGUCAACGGCUUUAUGCUCGACCCGGCCAUCGGCGAAUUCAUCUUGGUGGACCGGGACGUAAAGAUCAAAAAACGGGGGAAGAUCUACAGCUUGAACGAAGGCUACGCCAAAUAUUUCGAGCCGGCUGUCACAGAGUAUUUGCAGAAUAAGAAGUUUCCUCAGGACGGCAGCGAGCCCUACGGCGCCCGCUACAUCGGCUCCAUGGUGGCCGACGUGCACCGGACACUCAUGUACGGCGGGAUCUUUUUGUAUCCUGGCAACGCAAAAAGCCCCCAGGGAAAGCUGCGUCUGCUCUACGAGGGCAACCCCAUGGCGUUCAUCAUCGAACAGGCAGGGGGCGCUGCCUCCACGGGCUUCGAGAACAUCCUGGACAUCCAGCCGAAGAACAUCCACCAGAGGGCGCCGGUGGCCAUGGGCUCCUCCGACGACGUCGCCGACUACGUGGCCGUCUGCCGCAAGCACGCCGCCAAGGCAAAAUGAGCUCGGUUCACGUUGCCGUCCGCUCUUCAGGGAAGGAGACAAGUCUGUUAGCUUCUAUUUCAAAAUGUGUCUGCGUUUUGUUGACUUAUUACAUGAUGUUCCAUACAUGUAUGUCAUUUAAGGACGAUGAAGAAAAAUACAUUCCACAAAUAAAUGGUACAGCUCAUUAA